CAGCCCCCCAUAUUGGUUUGACGGCCCGACCAUGAGCGUGUUCAACCUGACGGACAGCAUCACGUGUCAUGCAUGGAACCAAGACCGCUCAAAGGUGGCCAUCUGCCCCAACACAAAUGAAAUCUGGAUCUAUUCGAACUGCCACGCACCGGACGCGUCGCAGUGGCGCAAAGAAGCUGUCUUGACGGAGCACGAUAUGGUCGUGAGUGGGUUGGAUUGGUCCCCCGUACACGAUAUGCUUGUGUCGUGCUCGCACGACCGAUCUGCGUUCGUAUGGAAGUACGAGCCUAGUGAACGCAAGUGGAAACCGUCCCUUGUGGUGCUUCGCAUCACCCGCGCCGCUAUGACGGUCAAGUGGAGUCCCGAUGGUAAGAAGUUUGCUGUCGGAAGCAGCGCGAAGUGUGUGUCGGUCUGCUAUUAUGUGCAGGCCGACAACUGGUGGAUCAGUAAAGUGAUCAAGAAGCACAAGUCCACUGUCGUUGACGUGGACUGGCAUCCCAACUCGCAACUCCUGUUGACUGCGUCCACGGAUAUGCAAUGCCGAGUCUUUGCCGCGUACAUUUCGGACGUCGAUGGUUCGCCGGACGCCGGUCCGUUCGCAGCUAUGGCGCCGUUUGGAGAAGUCAUGGCGGAAUUUGACAACGCCAAUGCGUGGGUGAACGCCGCGGUGUGGUCACCAUCGGGCACUCGCUUGGCAUUUGCCGGCCAUGGAUCGUCGAUUCACUUUGUUCAAUUCGGACGACCCGGCGAAGCGCCCAAGCUGCAGGUGGAGUGUUCAAGUGCUUGUGGCCUGUCAGUGUGCCGACAGUGUUUGUCACUGUCAGUCUUGUGCUUUUUGAACGCAUAUGGCUUUGCCGGCAUGCCGAGUCUUGAUGAAUGUAUUUGCUUUGGUCCCCAUGGCCAUCUCGAUGUAGAAACUCUACACGGUGGAGUGGUUUCAUCCGUGUUUGGCUGAUGUUGAAUGAUGCCGCCGGUGUUCUUGUUGAAUCGGUUUGCCUGGCAUGAUUGUCCUGUUUACAUCGAUGGUCGUCGCGCGUAGACUAUUCGCUUCUCGCAUCUGCCGUUGACCCGAUUGCUGUUCCUAUCGAACGAUGCGGUCGUCGGGUGUGGCCAUGACUUCAACCUGCUCCUCUUCACGACGUCGGCACAAGGCUUUUGGUCGUUCUCCGAGCUACUGGACAAGAAGAGCUCGGCCGGCACGGCCGCCAAGGCAGACAACAGCGAGUUUAACAACGUGCGCAAACUCUGGGACAGCAAAGUGAACCGCGGUCAGUCGGCGGAGGCAACUUCGGGCGACAAGGGAGCACUUUGGACGAAACACGAGAACACGAUCACGAGCAUCCAAGUGUUGAAAGCGUCUCCGAACGGACACGUGACUGAGUUUUCGACGUCCGGGCUGGACGGCCGCGUUGUCACGUGGAAACUCAACAGCUUGAACUUGGACAUGGCCAAGUUGCGCCUCUAAGUGGAUUAAAACGCCCGACGCUCACCUCAGCGAGUAACAUGCGAAGCCAACCAUGGUAGUCGUUUGUACUCUGUGGUAUUUGCGUGGAACCAAGCCAGCCACUCUUGCUCGA
This is a messenger RNA of Aphanomyces invadans, 1577 nucleotides long. RefSeq lists its product as hypothetical. NCBI's taxonomy places the organism in Eukaryota, Oomycota, Saprolegniomycetes, Saprolegniales, Verrucalvaceae. The transcript is spliced from 6 exons. Gene Ontology annotation, biological process: Arp2/3 complex-mediated actin nucleation. Gene Ontology annotation, cellular component: actin cytoskeleton; Arp2/3 protein complex. Gene Ontology annotation, molecular function: actin filament binding. The record is from RefSeq and is a predicted model, not a curated record. The coding region runs from base 32 to 955 and encodes 307 amino acids.